Messenger RNA from Cyclospora cayetanensis, 2352 nucleotides. RefSeq lists its product as uncharacterized. The record is from RefSeq and is a predicted model, not a curated record. The transcript has 3 exons. The coding region runs from base 1 to 2352 and encodes 783 amino acids. NCBI's taxonomy places the organism in Eukaryota, Apicomplexa, Conoidasida, Eucoccidiorida, Eimeriidae.
AUGCAGGCGCAGCUCAGUGAUAGGGACGGUUCGAGCACACCAUAUAGCAGCAGCGGCAGCGAAAGCACUGGCAGGAGAACCAAGUGGAACGCUCAGGCUACUGCAACAACAUCGAGGGCAGUGCCACAUUUGCGUGGCCAGUCAAAGUCUGUAUCAGAAGCAGGGGCUGGUGCUACACUACCAGCAGCCGAGACAGCAGACGCAGCCGAGCAGCCUCUCCUGCAGCUCGUGGCAUUUGACGACUUACAGCAGACUUUCGCUCGUAGCUGCUGUAAGGCGAGUCGCCGCUGGUGCUGCUGCUGCUGUUACUGCUGCAAACAGAACCUGCCACUGCAACGACCUAUUGGCACUGCAUCCAACGCUGCCGCUGGCGCGCAAGCCAUAGCUAGCUUGAGUGGUAAGAGUUUCCCUGAUCUGAAUAAUAGCAGCAGCAGCAGUAAGGGGGCCAGCAGCAGACGGCAACUCCGUGCGGCAACAGGCUGUCGCUGCCGUUGUGGAUCGUGCUGCUGUAACGCCUCUGAAAUAGCCACAGCAGGAGUGGCGUCACUACGGAGCACCACCCGACCCAACGACAGAGAUUCUUCUCACGCUCAUCUUGAGUCACAGCUACUCUUUGCAGGAAUAUCUGCUUCUUGGGAUCAGAGAGUGCGGUCUACUCACGGCUCGCCAGCAGGACCACUUGGAAGCGCUCCAUUCGUGGUGCAACGCCUGCAGUCGAUACACAUGGGCUUGCCGUUGCAGCAGCAGGAGGAGAUGAGGGCAGCUACAGCAGCAAACCUCGCUGCAGUUUUCAGGCAGGAACCUCAGUUGCAGGCAAGGGCACUUCUAGAACUCGGGGCAGCAGAAGAUACUAUUCCUACGUUGGAUUUAUUCCUUGAUUACCGGAAGCCUCGCGCGCUGCAGCAGCACCCCCUCAUGCAGCCAACCCUUCAGCUGCUGAAGAGGCUGCAGCGUUUCGCCCUCCCCCUCUAUGACCAGCAGCUUCUGCAGAAUGCAUGCGAAGACAGCGUCCUCUAUCCAAAGUUGCAGGGGCUGGAAGUGCCCUUUCGCCUGCUGACUCACGAUCUGCUGUUCCUUGCUGCGUACUCCUACCUCGCCGAUCUGCCCGCGUGGAGUAAGCCCCCCAUUCGCCUUCUCAGAAUCGUCGGAUUUCUGCUGCUGAACGCAGACUUGCAAAGACAGCACCAGAACUGGCAGGAACAGCAGAGUGAUGCAGGGGAUACGGGGGACGAGACCGCGCGCUCGGCGUCUGCGCCUUCAAGGCACGUAGCUUUUGCCACUGCAAAUGAAUCAGAUGCAGCACCGGCAGUGGCAGCAGAUUUGGAAGGCCUCAUGCUGGAGGGUGCGAGCCCGGAGGCCAUGGAGGCACUUCAUCUGCAAGGUCUUGUUUUGUUUAAUAUCCAGCUUAUUAUAAAGGACUUUGAAGCAACGCUGCACCGUAUAGAAGUCUUAUGUGAUGAGGAUCUUCUCGUUGAUGGAGACCCCUAUGAGGCGUUGCAGUCUCUCACCACUUUUCUGCAGCAGCACGGAUUCUCCCUCCACAGCUUCAGAUUUAAACAUGGCAGUACCAUCACCUCCAGUACCACCAACGGCACACGCACCAGUACCAGUUGCGCAAGCAACGCCCCUGGGCAGCCACUCACAGCCUCCAUGUUGCAAGCUGUAGCAACGGAACGAGGCUCCGCACCGCUGGAAAUGCAUGGCACAAGCAGGAGCAAUAGACGCAGCGAGCAUGUUGCUUCUCCUGACGUUUGCGGAAUGCAGGACAAACCAGUGGACAGUGGUGUUGCAUGCAACUGCUGCCGCUGCCAAGGAGACGGCUGUUUUGACGAUGACUCCGAAGGAGAGCCUUUUCUUGCUGCUUCUGUUGCUGGUGACUCGGAUAAUGAGGAUGUGGGAGGCAAUGAUGAGGAUAACGUAGAUGGAAUGCUGAGGCCUCACGUUUUGAGGGAAGAUGUUUAUUCCCAAAGUGCGGGAGAACGGGGGAUCGGCGACGCAUUGGCCUCGGCCUUUUAUUCCUUGUUAAAGACGCUCGACGAUGACAGGGGCCGACGGAAGAAACAGCAAGAUGGGUGGCCUCGGGUGUCCAUACACUCGGUGCUUUACGUACGAAAUGGUGGAAAUGCGGGUGAUAGUGCAGCAGACGAUGCAGCAACAGCAGCUGCAGCUGCUGUUGCUGCGGAGAUCGCAGAACAACAGCGCAUGCGGGUGGAAAAUGAGCAGUGGCGGCAGCAGCAGAGGAGGCAGACAACUGAGGAGGCGGACGGGACGGGGAGUAUCUUUUCCUUCUUCGAAGCGGACGAUACGGAACCAGAAGAGUCUAUGCUUUCUUUCCUAGAUGAGUGGUAUUAG